CCGUAUAUUUAAAAAAAGACCGCUUUCCUGUUGUGGUGAUCAUUAGUAUUUAAAGUUCAGAUUAUAGACUGCAUCUUGUUAGUUGAUUCUUCUCUGAAAUUGUUUCAACCUUUAAGUAGCAUUUCAUACGAUUGUUUAAACUCGUUCAAAGUUGUUUUAAAGGCUCUGUUGACCUAUAAUGACUGGCAUUUGUUUUAACAUCCUUUGGAUGACAAAGAAAAAUCUGCUACUUUUCUGGCGUUCAUGGUUCCAGGCUAUUUUUGUUAUUGCUGUUCCUUUGCUCUUAGUAUGUGUACUUGUUUUCUUACGCGGAAGGACGUCGAGAGAUGUAGUUCAAGAGUCUUCACACUGGUCUUCAUUUUAUGUAGAUAGUGAUUUCUACUUUUCGCACAAAUAUGUGGUGUACGCUCCCAAUGAUACAGUAAGUCUCCAAAUUAUGAACAUGGUUUACAUGUAUACGAAUUUGCAACCUUUUGGCUUUAAAACGGAAAGUGAGGCUGUUGCGUAUUUUCAGAGCGAUGAUGUAAGAGUUCAACAAACAUUGGGAGCUGUGAUCUUUGUUUCUUCUCCCAAUUUGAAUGUGGCAAGUUAUACCAUAAGGCUUCGCUCCAAAACUGACUGGUAUACGAGAACGUUAUUCCCAAUGUUUUUCAAAGGGGGUCCGAGAUCUACGGAUAUUGCAGCGUCUCCUCCCAACUAUAAGAAAGAAUUUUUAGUUCUGCAAUACGCCAUAGAUCGCUCCUUAAUCAACAUGAAUUGCAAAACCAAUGAUUCGUCCCAAAAAUUGAAGGUUGUCUUACAGAGAAUGCCGUUUCCACCUUAUGUCAAAGAUGAUUUCAUAAUUAUCAUCCAAAAACAGCUGGCACUUGCGUUGAUAUUGAGCUUCAUUUUCCCAACAUUAUACUGCAUUCGACUUAUCCUGAUCGAAAAACAACGAGGAAUGAAAGAAAUGUUGAAGCUUCUGGGAUUGGGAGAAUCAACUUAUUGGUUUUCUUGGCUGAUUGCGAACUCGUUUGUGUUCAUUCUCAUUAGCCUCUUUCUUACUAUUUUGCUCUGUUUUCCAUUAUCAGGAAAUGGCCCUAUUUUGGGACUAUCGAAUCCAUUCCUUAUUUUCUUGUCUAUACUCCUAUAUGGUAUCAGUAUUUUUACGUUUGGAUUUGCUCUUUCUACUUUAUUCAACUCUGCUCAUACUGGGCGCCGGUUUGGGUGUACAAUUCUCAUCUUAUUUCAAACCAGCUUCUCCAGAUGACAGUCUAUCUAUUCAUUUCCUAUGCUCAAUGUUUAUUUUUGAUUCUAUUGUAUUUCUAAUACUAACUCACUAUAUAAGUGCUGUUUGGCCCGGAAAAUAUGGUAUUCCUAAACCAUGGUACUUUCCAUUUCUCUGUUUAUAUCGGCGUAAACUAACUUUGGAAGUUCCGGUGGACAGUCUACAAUCGAAUGAGCUGACAAGAAAUGUAACAGAAACAACAGGAUUACUCUCUGUACCGAAUACUGAUAGUGGAAAUCAACAGUUGAGAACCAGCCAACAAAUAAACACUAAUGAUACAGAGUUUGUCCUAUCAGAUCCAUUUUCUGAGAAAAACGAAUCCUUACGGAAGCGUAACGAUGAUGGUUAUGGCACUCUUGAACAACUAUCUGCACCAAGUGAAGAUUUCGCCCAGCAUAAACACUUCGAGGACGAACCUACUGGUUUGCGGGUUGGAAUUGCGAUCCAUCAACUACGUAAAGUCUAUUCUAACAAACAGUCUACGGUUGUCGCUGUGUCUGGUUUAACAAUGAACAUUUAUGAAGGUCAAAUAACUAUACUUCUAGGGCAUAAUGGAGCUGGUAAAACUACAACGCUAUCAAUACUAACGGGUUUAUAUCCACCCACUUCUGGUACAGCUUAUAUAUAUGGCCAUGAUAUUCGUAAUGAUAUAGAAGGUGUUCAUGGAAAUCUUGGUUUUUGUUCACAACAAGACGUCUUAUAUGAUACAUUAACUGUGGAGGAACAUCUUUAUCUGUUUGCUCACCUCAAACGUUGUGAUAGUUCCACUAUCAAACAACAAGUAGAAAGUACGUUGAGAAAGAUAUACUUACUUGACAAGAAAAGGGAGUAUUCAAAAACAUUAUCUGGUGGAAUGAAACGUAGAUUAUCUAUUGGAAUGGCCCUGAUAGGUGAUUCUAAAGUUCUUAUAUUUGAUGAACCUACCUCAGGAUUGGAUCCUGAAGCGCGUCGUCAAGUUUGGGACAUACUACAAGCCGAACGUCAACAGAAAACAAUCAUAGUUACAACACACUACAUGGAUGAAGCUGACCAUUUAGGUGACCGCAUCGCGAUCAUGGCUGGUGGUGAACUCAAAUGUUUCGGAUCACCGUUAUUCUUGAAAUCAAAAUAUGGUGCCAGUUAUUUACUGUCUAUCAAUAAAGAAUCCACUUGUUCAUCUGAAUAUGUAUUACAACAAGUUAAUCGUUACAUCCCUAAUGCAUUCAUACGUAGUGAUUAUGGUGAAGAAAUCCGCAUACUACUACCAUUAGAAUCGAUCGAUAAAUUUGCUAAUCUGUUUGAAAAUUUGGAAUCAAAUAAAACUAAUUUGGGCAUUUCAAGUUUUGGUGUAUCUGUUACAACUAUGGAAGAAGUAUUCUUUCAAGUUUGUGAUCAAUCAAAUAUAGUCAGUUGUUGCAAUCGGGAAACUCAUAAGGGCAAACUCAAAACAAGUGAACAAAGCCAAUGUAUACCAGAAACUGAAUUCGGUCACAAACAACCACUUAAUCAGGGCUUUUUAUUCUACCGCCAACAAUUAAGUGCUCUAAUAAUCAAGCGUUACAUAUUCACAAAACGUAAUUUGAUAUUUGUUCUCAGUCAAAUUAUUGUACCCAUUGCGUUUACUUUGAUCGCUUUAUCCAUAUUUCAUCAUUUACUUGAUCAGAACAAUUCACUCGAUCCACGUCUGGAUUUAUCAUUAAAACCUUAUGGCAAUAAUUUAUUGCUUACGUAUAGUAAUGAAGCAGAUGGUUGGGAAAAUCGUCACAGCGCUAACCAAUUUAUUCAAUCCUAUGUGCGACAGUUUGAUAAUCAGCAAGUUACGCCUAUUGAGUUUAAUACAUCCACAGGAGGUUAUGAAGAUCAUCUAUUGAAACAAAUGGCCAUCCCUCACUUGUUUUACUUCCGUCUCAAAUCCAUUAUCGGACUAGUGGCUGAUGCAAAAUCAACUGUGAAUGACAAAAUCAUUUCGUUACGUGCUUACUUUCAAGGUGAAUCAUUUCAUGCUGCUCCGAUUUCUCUGAAUGCAGUCGUGAACGGAUUUUUACAGUACUUAACUUCAGUUAACCAGACAAUGUGCCCUGGUCUUACUACUAACAAUAGUCCACCGCAGAUUUAUGUAUCUAACCAACCUCUACCUGAAACUAAAGAGGAACGUGCCAAACAGAUUGAUGAAAUUGAAGGUCUUAUGCGCGUUGUAAUGGCCGGCUUUCCAUUAGCAACGAAUAUCCUUCUCGCAACGUCCUAUUUGGCCUCUUGUUUUGCUUUUUUCCCAGUUUACGAAACUGUAACUAAGGCGAAACAUUUACAAUUCGUGUCCGGAGUAAAAUUAACACUCUACUGGAUAUCUAUUUAUUUAUGGGAUCUAUGUAUAUUUUGUCUGUCCGUUGGUUCCAUACUAUUAUGCUUUGUGGCAUUUGAUUUGAAACAGUUUGCUCUUGGUGAAAGGUUUCACAAUUUAGUUAUUCUGUUUGGAUUGUUCAUAUGGUCUGUAUUACCGCAAACAUAUUUAUUGUCUCGACUAUUCCGAUCACCUACAUCUGGCUUAAUUUGGAUUACCGUGAUCAAUAUAUUCACUGCGUCUGUUGGUCUUAUAGUAGUUGGCUUACUAUCUCAUCCAAUGAUCCAUCAACAAACAGUUGGGAUUAGCUUGAUGUAUUUUUGGAUGGCUAUUUCUCCAUCAUUCUGUCUUUCUCAUGGCAUAUUCCAAUUAUUUAUUAAUUAUCAGUUUCGUCAAGUUUGCGAUUUUCCGCUUGUUCAAUUAUUAUGUCUUGUGAACCGAUCGAAUGCUUGCUGUUUAAAAACAUGUGAUCCAUUCUGUGCAUAUUGGACUAACAAGGAAUUAUCGUAUGAAUUGGGCGGUAUUGGCGCCCAUCUUACUGCCUUAUCUAUACAUGGCUUUCUUUAUUCUCUCCUUGUAUUAAUUUCAGAUUCAUCAAUUGGGAGAAACUUAAAAAUCCGACUGACCAUAUUGUACAGACACUGUCGUCAUCGAAAUUACAAUCGUGGAUCAUGUUUAUCAAAUCAACAUCACGAUGACUUAAGUUUUGACGAUGGUAAUUCGCCAGUUGAGGAUGUUGAUGUGCGCCAACACAGGCAUCUUGUUGAAUCGUUGCCAUAUGCGCGACUAAAAGAACAAACUUCCCUUGCACUUUGUCGUAUUAGUAAAACUUAUGGAUCAAUUGGUGCUUGCUGUAAACAAAAAAAGAAACGAGCAGUAGACCGCUUAUCUCUAGCUAUUCUUCCAUCCGAAUGCUUCGGUUUAUUGGGCGUAAAUGGUGCUGGGAAGACGACAACCUUUCGAAUGAUAACAGGAGAUUUGGAACCUAGUUCUGGACAAAUAUUAGUUGUUGGGCAUGAUUUAAAUAGAAAUUUACGAAAAGCACAACAGUCUUUAGGCUACUGUCCACAAUUCGAUGCACUCUUACCAUAUCUCACUGGAAAAGAAACACUGCAAUUAUUUGCCCGUCUACGCGGAAUUCAAGAAAGGCUUUUGAAUACAGAAAUUGAUCAACUAUUAUAUGAUCUAAAGUUAACUAAACUUGCUCACGUUUUAGUCAGUCGAUACAGUGGUGGAAAUCGACGAAAGUUAAGUGUAGCAGUGGCGCUUGUUGGUGAAACUCCACUUAUUUGUUUAGAUGAACCUACUACUGGUGUGGAUCCAGUAUCACGUAGACAUAUUUGGAAUUCGCUCUUAAAAUAUAGACGUCAAGGGCGUACGCUGAUACUCAGUUCGCAUAGUAUGGAAGAAUGCGAAGCAUUGUGUUCUCGCCUCAGUAUUUUUGUCAACGGUAGAAUGAAAUGUUUAGGAACCUGUCAACACUUGAAAUCACGUUUCGGUCAUGGUUAUAGUCUUAACAUACAAGUUAUGAUUCCGACAGUAAAUCAUCUCAGUUCGCCUCAUACGGAAUCAACUUUGUCAUCAACAUCAAGUUCUUGUGAGCCGAAUGUUGAUAUUGGUGCCCAUCUCCAGCAUCGUUCAUCAUUAAUUAAUGCAGUAGAUAAUGUUAACAACUUUGUUAAGUGUGAAUUUCCUGAUGCAUGCUUAGUUGAUUGCCAUCAGGGUGUACUACAAUAUCAUUUGCCGACAGAUGGGGCAAAUCCAAUACGCUUAAGUCAUUUAUUCCACUUGAUGGAAUCAAAUAAAACACGUCUCGGAUUACUGAAUUAUUCAAUUAAUCAAACGACUCUUGAACAAAUAUUUCUAGAUUUAAUUAAAUUACAAGAAGAACCCGUAAAUCAAUAA
Molecule: messenger RNA, 5489 nt
Organism: Schistosoma turkestanicum
Lineage: Eukaryota; Metazoa; Platyhelminthes; Trematoda; Strigeidida; Schistosomatidae
Source: the annotation of a GenBank genome assembly